UUCUCUGCUCUCUGGAAUUUCAAUGCCAGUUGUGACUUUUUCUCACUCUCCAAAUCAACAUGCAGUAAGUAAUUAUUCUAAGCACCUGGAAGUGGGAGAGGUGAUGAGGAUGAAGGGAGAGGAAGAGUGAAUCCAAUAUAUUGCGUACCAACAGAUCUUCCUAUCAUCAUAAAUAGCUUUCCCACUUGCUUUGGAAGUUUCAGCAAGCACCUAAGGAACAUGUUAAGAAUCCUAACCUCAAAAAAUGGAUGGUUUUAAGAUCAUUUCUCAAUUCUCUUGGCCUUUCAGUUUGCAUAACUAGUCUAUUGGCAUAACAAACACUUAAGAGCUUUUAAAUAAAUGCCUCUUUAAAAGGGAGAGGUGGGGAAAAGGGAGAGGAAAGCUAAAUAACCAGAUACUUCCAUCCCUAAUGAGCAUAAAUUGGAUAAAUAGGACGUUAUCAGCAGUUUGAUGCACAGCUGAUAAAAAUUAUCUUCAGCGUGGCAUCCUUGAGGUCUGAUUACAGAAGUGACCCUUGCCUACCCACUCACCUAAAAUUUAUUUAAGAGGCUGACCUAGGCUCUUCCUGGCUUUUAGCAAGAAGACUGGUAGGGGGAAAUGUAUCCCCUGCUAGUUCUUUCAGGCCAUGGAGCUUCUCAGCAACUUCUUCCUUUGGUUUUUCUGCUUUUCCUGGCUGUGUUUUCCUAUUAGCCUUGGAACUCAGGCUUCUAGAGGAGAAACUCAGAUUGCAGCUGGUGCUGAGCUGGAACCUGAGGCUGAGCCUUGGUCCCUGCUGCAGCCUCUAGAUGGAAGAGACAGACCUGGCUUCCUUUCUCCUUUUUUCAAGGUUCUGUAUGAUGGGCGAGGUGGUACCCGUAGGCUGCAGCCAGACUCCAGAGCUUUGCGGUACAUGAAGAGGCUCUAUAAGGCAUAUGCUACCAAGGAGGGGAUCCCUAAAUCCAACAGAAGUCCUCUCUACAACACUGUUCGGCUCUUCACAUCCUGUGCCCAGCACAAGCAGGCUCCUGCGGACCCGGCAACAGGAUCCGCUCCAUCAGUGGACCUGCUGUUUAACCUGGACCAUGUUACUGCCGUUGAAAACUUACUGAAGUCAGUCUUGCUCUACACUUUCAGCAACUCCAUUUUUUUUCCCUCUGCUGCUCAAUGUGUAUGCACCCUGGUGAUCAAACAGCCAGAGUUUUCUAGCAGGACUCCCCAGAGAGCUCCGUCCUCAUAUACCUUUAACACAGAGUUUGAAUUUAAAAAGAAAUACAAAUGGUUUGAGGUUGAUGUGACCACUCCUCUUCGGCCGCUAAUGGCCUCCCACAAGAGAAGUAUUCACAUGUCUGUAAACUUCACCUGCAUGAGAGACCGGCGGCAGGAUCCCCCAGCGCAGGACAGGCCAUUUAACGUGACUCUUCCGGUGCCCCCCUCACUGCUUUUGUAUCUGAAUGACACAAGCGCUCAGGCUUAUCACAGGUGGUAUUCCCCUCACAAUCAACGGAGGCCUUCACUGAGCGCUGACCACAACAGAGGUCCGUCUGCCUGCCCCAAGGGAGAAGGGUCGGCUGAGGGUGUAAGAGCUUCCCGUCACCGGAGGGGUCAGGAAACCGUCAGCUUGGCAUUGAACAAGCCACUGGUUCCAGCUUCUUUGAACCUGAGUGAAUACUUCAAACAGUUUCUUUUUCCCCAACACGAGUGCGAGCUACAUGACUAUAGGCUUAGCUUCAGCCAGCUCAAGUGGGACAACUGGAUCGUGGCGCCGCACAGAUACAACCCUCGAUACUGUAAAGGCAACUGUCCCAGGGCAGUUGGACAUCGGUAUGGCUCCCCAGUUCACACCAUGGUGCAGAACAUCAUCCAUGAGAAGCUCGACUCCUCAGUGCCCAGACCAUCGUGUGUACCCGCUAAAUAUAGCCCUCUCAGUGUGUUGACCAUUGAGCUGGAUGGCUCAAUCGCUUACAAAGAAUAUGAAGACAUGAUCGCCACUAAGUGCACCUGUCGUUAACGGAGGAUUCUCUGAACUAAAACCUUGAGCCUCUUCAGUGAAGGAAAUACCGUGUGCCUCUCCGGGCCUUCCAGGGAGAGCUGUGUCGAGGGGCUGUACUGCGGUAUGUUGUGUAUGGAGGAGCCCGUGUAGAUGAGCCCAUUCUGUGGCAGCCGUCAGUGUAAAGUGGUAACAGCUGCCUUGAUUUUCAAAUGUCCAUGAAAUCAUUUCGGAGGGCUUUAGGUUUUUUUUUCCCUGAGCCAUUUUUUUUUCCUUUGGAGUCUUGUUUUUGAUGUUAAAAAAAAAAAAAAAAAAAACCAAAAACCUAAAUCUUGGAUGGAAUUGUGGCUCUAAAUAGUUCAGAGUGCUAUAGUUUUAUUUAAUGGAAGAAUA
Ailuropoda melanoleuca (giant panda) is the source of this 2359-nucleotide messenger RNA. RefSeq names its product growth differentiation factor 9 (gene GDF9). Lineage: Eukaryota; Metazoa; Chordata; Mammalia; Carnivora; Ursidae. Gene Ontology annotation, molecular function: growth factor activity; cytokine activity. Gene Ontology annotation, cellular component: extracellular region. The record is from RefSeq and is a predicted model, not a curated record. The transcript is spliced from 2 exons. The coding region runs from base 626 to 1987 and encodes 453 amino acids.